UGAUAGAGGUCAUGUGGUCCAGCCCAGCGCUGGUGAAAUCAGUAAACAGUCUCCGCUUUUGCGAAAGUGUAAAAUUUCCUUGAAAAUUGCGUCUGUCCAGAAGGUUGACGGUUCACGCCUGUCUAAGGAGAGACCACGAGUGGAACAGCAACAUGCAGAACGUAAUAAAUUCUGUGAAAGGCACUGCUCUUGGAGUGGCCGAGUUUCUGACACCAGUACUGAAGGAAUCAAAGUUUAAGGAAACUGGUGUCAUCACACCGGAAGAGUUUGUGGCAGCAGGAGAUCAUCUAGUUCAUCACUGCCCCACAUGGAAAUGGGCAUCAGGGGAGGAGGCGAAGGUGAAGGCUUAUUUACCCAAAGACAAGCAGUUCUUACUGACGCGCAAUGUCCCAUGCUACAAGCGCUGUAAACAGAUGGAGUACUCUGAUGAGAUGGAGGCCAUAAUAGAGGAGGACGAUGGGGAUGGGGGAUGGGUGGACACCUACCACAAUUCAGGUGUAUCAGGGGUGACAGAGGCAGUGAGAGAAAUCACACUGGACAACAAGGACAAUAUGAACAUGAAUGUGCACUCAGGUGCAUGUGGAAAUGACGAUGAUGAUGACGACGAAGGAGAGGCAGCUGACAUGGAAGAAUACGAGGAGAGCGGGCUGUUGGAAACAGAUGAGGCAACUCUGGACACCAGUAAAAUGGUGGAGGCAAACAAACCCAAAGCUGAUGCUGUUGGCGAAGAUGCCAUCCUGCAGACUCGAACCUAUGACCUCUACAUCACAUACGACAAGUAUUACCAAACUCCCCGGCUCUGGCUGUUCGGAUACGAUGAGGACCGGCAACCCCUGACUGUAGACCACAUGUACGAGGAUAUCAGCCAAGACCACGUGAAGAAGACAGUCACCAUUGAAAACCACCCCCACCUGCCCCCUCCAGCCAUGUGCUCUGUACACCCCUGCAGACAUGCUGAGGUGAUGAAAAAGAUCAUUGAAACGGUUGCGGAGGGCGGUGGUGAGCUCGGCGUGCAUAUGUAUCUUCUCAUAUUCUUGAAAUUUGUCCAAGCUGUCAUUCCAACGAUAGAGUAUGACUACACAAGGCACUUCACCAUGUAAACUCAGCCUCAUCUCCGGACACACACACCUGUGAAACCCUCGAGCUCGGCCACAUGGGGGCGACGUUUGUUACACUGCCUGCGGCCUAUGGAGCCACUCUUCUUGAGCAACUUAACAAAUGUUGUGGUUCUCUAAGAAUUGUUAAAAAUGCUUUGUGUGUGUGUGUGUGUGUGUGUGUGUGUGUGUGUGUGUGUGUAUGUGGGGGAGGAGGUGGAGGAUGGGGGGUGGUAGGAAGAGGGGGGUUUGGAUGAUUCUUCAAUGCAGACCAGCAGGUUUGAUUAACACACUUGGUCACCUCUCAAUAAGGUAACUGCUCUAUGUGUGACUCAUCUCUCUCAUUGCCUCUUUGUCAAAUGUCCUAAAUUUGUAGUAUGUACCUGAGCACUCUUUAAAAGACAAAGAACUUAUUCGUCUAUGUAGAUUCGUCCAUGCAAAUCCGAGUUGCAUUAAAACUAAUACUAUCCGCUACUCAUAAGCUGCCCUGUACUUUGCUAUUAAUCUGCCUCAUAAAAUUGCACAUCUGAUCAUUUUUUGUUCACCUUAGAUCUUGCUUACGAGCACAGGAAACUGUGUAGCUGUGUCCUGUCCUACCCUCCUCAUAGCUUUAACGGAGUGCAGUGCUCUUAGCUGGAAAACAUCGCUGUUUUGACUUUGUGAAAAGUUGUCACAGUGGCCGAUGCCAGUUUGUCUUAAUGCAUUGUCCUCUGGGUGUGGAAAAAUAACUUUUGGGUGUAAUGUCAGGGAGCUUGGAGUGGAUCUCCCUUGUGUGUGUGUCUCACAGCAUGUUGUCAUGUGUCUGUCACCACUGCAGCAAUAUGGGGAAUUCCAAAUCUAGCUGUCCGUUGUCUCUGCCUGUAAUAAUGACACCUAAACGUGACUCGAGGUAAAACAUAUACUCUGCUCCAUCCGUGACGGGGACUAGACCGAAUACCGUUCUGGAAAUGAACGGUGUUCAAUAUGUGUUAUCGAUGAAUGUGAGAGGAAUGUUGUAUUGAGUGGAAUCAUCUGUUGGGAGUUAUGGCUGUUAUCAGACACUGAUUAUUAAUGCCCCAAAAUUAUGCCCGAAAUUAAUGCCCCAAAGAUCUCAGUCCCUUAAGUCAGUAUGAAAGACAGCUGCAAACUCAGGCACUGACAUCUAAAAACACCUCUAAAGUACAGUAUUUGCAUUUUAGACUGCAACAGGUGGUGUUUGCCCCCCAGCAACCAAUUCAGGAUCAUUUCACCUAAUGGUUGUCCCACUCCCGGCCGUUGUAAGAAAAGAGAUCAGUUUAAUCCAGGGUCAGUGCUUGAGAGCAGAAUCUAAUGGGUUUGAUUCCCCUCCUUCUGGAACAAGUAAUUGUUUUAGAAUUCAGCUAUUAUUACCAACAGAGUGACGGGUUCUAAAAUGAGUUUUACCCAAGGAAGAAAAAAAAAACUUCUUAAUAAUAUCAUCAGAUUGACAGGUACUUACCGUGAUGACCUGUAUUCCUACUCUUUGUCCAUGCAGAGAAGUGUUUAGAAGAAGUUUAACAAAUCCACUCAGUGCUGAAUUUACAACUUUUAAACAUGCUUCUGAAGGGUUGUGGUUAACAAAAGGAUUGCGAGAAAGAAUAAAAAUACUAACCAUCCUAAAUGGACUAUUUUAUUUUGAAGUUAUAAAAAAAUGAAUGUUUACAUUUUAUAGCAUUACCAGUGUGCUCCAAAAGUAUGUAAAUGUGAUCUGUUUUCAAAGCUCGCUCUCUGGAUGUAGUACAAAGGGGAAAUAUAUCUUUACAUACAUGAAUUCAAAAGGCAGUGACCAAGGCUUGCCUGUUAGGGGCUCUUUAGAUGCCCACCUUUUUUCUUGUCCUCCUGUGAAAAGGUAAACAAACUUAAUGGAUUUCAAACACAUUUUGGCUUUACAAAGGUUAAGAGAAGAUGUGGUCAUAAGUUUAUUGUUUGGCUCAAUGCUUUCUGUACUGGCUUGAACUAUGUCUGGCUUCCAUUAUUUUGUUGCCCCUGCAAGGCAUUUCUUGCCACGGCCUAACAUGUAAUGAACACAUAUGCUGUUUGCUUUGUCCUGUGACUGCGGUAAGAGGGUCUUGAAUGUUUUAAUAUGUCUCAAUAAAACUUGU
Molecule: messenger RNA, 3193 nt
Organism: Megalops cyprinoides (Indo-Pacific tarpon)
Lineage: Eukaryota; Metazoa; Chordata; Actinopteri; Elopiformes; Megalopidae
Gene: atg3
Product: autophagy related 3
Exons: 12
Coding region: 153-1100 (315 amino acids)
Biological process (GO): autophagosome assembly; autophagy of mitochondrion; nucleophagy
Cellular component (GO): cytoplasmic ubiquitin ligase complex; cytosol
Molecular function (GO): Atg8-family ligase activity
Source: RefSeq, a predicted model, not a curated record